Messenger RNA from Panicum virgatum (switchgrass), 1649 nucleotides. RefSeq names its product protein WVD2-like 1. Gene Ontology annotation, molecular function: microtubule binding. Bases 218 to 1261 code for a protein of 347 amino acids. Lineage: Eukaryota; Viridiplantae; Streptophyta; Magnoliopsida; Poales; Poaceae. The transcript is spliced from 6 exons. Gene Ontology annotation, biological process: microtubule cytoskeleton organization. The record is from RefSeq and is a predicted model, not a curated record.
UCCUCCUCUGCUCCUACUACAAAUACCACCACCGUGACGCCGCCGCCCUGUGCAGUGCGCCCGGGUCGUUGGAGCCAGCAGCGAGGUUGCGCUGCGUAGCAGCUAGCAAGCAGAGAGGUGGGGGACGACGCCUGGCGCCCCGGCCGGAGACGCAAGUCUUCUUUACAGGACGUGCCUGGAUUCUGCUGUUAGCCCUCUGGCCAGUGAUAUCAUCACAAUGGAUGUGUCUGAUGAGAAGUGUGCUCAUCCGUCAGACCUGCCUAGUGCAGUUGAUGUCGGGCAAUCUGACAAUGGCAGCUCUGAACAUUUGGGGUCUGUUGCAGUCAAUGGAGCUAUUGUAAAUGAAGGUCAUUCCAGCAUGGAUUGUUCUGAGCAGACUGAUGAUGAGCAUGGUGGAGAUGAAGACUCUCUUGUUGAUGUUGAAAGCAAUGCUCAUAAACAAGAGAAUCAGGAAAAGAUUCCAAUGGAAGAAACAGCGAUGAGCGAUGGCACCUCGAUCACAUCGAUGGAAGAUGCUCUGGAACCAAACAAUGAUCUCCCUUCAGAGGCUGAAGAUAUGAGCAACAACCACACUCCUGAUCUGUCAAACGGCAAGACUUCCAAUGGAAACAGUAACGUAUUCCAGAGUGCAAAGAGUGUGUUGACUUCAACCAAGAAGGCGAAGAAAACUUCAUCUGCAAAUACACGGAAGCCGCUGCAAUCUACUAAUAGAGGUAAUCAGGAUGAUGGGAAAUCAUCAACUGGAAAGCCCACAGUUCCAUCAGGCCCAGUCUUCCGUUGCACUAAACGCGCCGAGAAGCGCAGAGAAUUCUACAUGAAGCUGGAGGAGAAGCACCAAGCUAUGGAGGAAGAGAAGAUUCAGUUGGAAGCCAGGCUGAAGAAAGAACAAGAAGAGGCUCUGAAGCAGCUGAGGAAGAGCCUGACCUUCAAGGCCAAUCCGAUGCCGAGCUUCUACCACGAGGCGGCGCCGUCCCCGAGGGCCGAGUUCAAGAAGCUGCCGACGACCCGCCCCAAGUCCCCGAAGCUCGGCAGGAGGAAGCAGACGGCCCCCAUGGAGACGUCCAACUCCUCGUCGGAGAGCGAGGGCGCGAGGCCCUGCUGCCGCGCCAGCCGCGACGGCCUCGACAGCAGUUGCAAGUGCAGCGGCGGCAAGGCGCGGGCCACGAACGCCAUGCCGGCGGCCAAGAAGCAGCCGCCGCCGCCGAAGCACCGCGCCCACAAGAUCGCCGGCGAGAGCGCCAUCAACAUCGCCGUGCACUAGCUGCUGCUCCUGCUGCUUCUGCAAGAUGACAAUGGCGUUUCUUCUGAAACUACUUCUUGCUCGUUUCUUCUGGCGGCAUGCAGGACGACGACAAUGGCGUGGGAACUUUUUUUUCUCUCUCUAAGUUAUGGGAGUGUUUGACGGCUUGUGGAUUUGGUGUAGAUAAUAAGUUAUGGUGAUGACGAAGACGAGCAUGGGUGAGUCAUGCUAAUCUUAUUUAAUCUGCUGUGCUGAGGGUGUGAGGGAUGGCCUGUACUUUGCCAAUGUACAGGGUUAUUUGUUUGCUUUUCUUCUUCAGUGAACAUAGAGAGUGAACAUAAAGGAUGCUUGUUCCCCUAUUUCGGACCAUUUUACAUCAGUAGAAGUGAGAAGGAGGCCUUUCCUAAAA